UGCGCAGCUCCUCGGAACCCCGCGCAGGCCCGCCUGUUUCCCAGCGUCCUAAGCGCUUCCUUCCCGCCACGACGACGCUGAAGCGGUUUGGUGCUUCCUUUCGUGGUAGCUUUCAUUCGUUUGGGGCUGCUGGUUUUUGCGUCCAUCCUCCCACUAUGCAGCGUGAGCCUGCCAAGAAGAAGCCGGAGAAGAAGGCUGAGAAGCGGCUGUUUGACGCCGCAUCCUUCGGAAGGGACCUGCUGGCCGGCGGGGUCGCGGCGGCUGUGUCCAAGACGGCAGUGGCGCCCAUCGAGCGGGUGAAGCUCCUCCUGCAGGUGCAGGCGUCGUCCAAGCAGAUCAGCCCCGAGACGCGCUACAAGGGCAUGGUGGACUGCCUGGUGCGGAUUCCCCGCGAGCAGGGUUUCUUUAGUUAUUGGCGAGGCAAUUUGGCAAAUGUUAUCCGGUACUUUCCAACACAAGCUCUAAAUUUUGCUUUUAAAGACAAAUACAAACAACUUUUCAUGUCUGGAGUUAAUAAAGAAAAACAGUUCUGGAGGUGGUUUUUGGCAAACCUGGCUUCUGGUGGAGCUGCCGGAGCAACAUCUUUGUGUGUGGUUUAUCCUCUAGAUUUUGCCCGAACUCGGUUAGGUGUUGACAUUGGAAAAGGUCCUGAAGAGCGACAAUUCAAGGGUCUAGGUGACUGCAUUAUGAAAAUAGCAAAAUCAGAUGGCAUAGUUGGUUUAUACCAAGGGUUUGGUGUUUCAGUUCAGGGAAUCAUUGUGUACCGAGCCUCUUACUUUGGAGCUUAUGACACAGUUAAGGGCUUAUUACCAAAACCAAAAGAAACUCCAUUUCUUAUCUCCUUUUUCAUUGCUCAAGUUGUGACUACAUGCUCUGGAAUACUCUCUUACCCCUUUGAUACAGUGAGAAGACGCAUGAUGAUGCAGAGUGGUGAAGCUGAACGGCAGUAUAAAGGAACCUUAGACUGCUUUGUGAAGAUAUACCAACAUGAGGGAAUCAAUGCAUUUUUUCGUGGUGCCUUCUCCAAUAUCCUUCGUGGUACAGGGGGUGCUUUGGUGUUGGUGUUAUAUGAUAAAAUUAAAGAAUUCCUUAAAAUUGAUAUUGGAGGUGGUUCAUCAGAUUAAAUUGAGAAAUAUGUGUACUUAAUUGUUAAACAUACAAAUUACAUACCUGCCAUGUAUAUGUAUACAUUUGGGUAGUAUUAAUAUCAUUAUUUUCUUAAAGCGCUAUUUCCACAAUAAAUCCUAGGCAUUUUUCAAAGAUUUAAAUACUAAAAAUCAGACAAAUGUGGAUUUCCCUCCCACUUAGACCCAAACUCAUUUUAAUGAGACACUUACUAUAAGUAUUGUAUGUUAUUUCUAUUAGUUUAAAAUUCUUUCUUACUUUUGUGAUGAAAAAUUAAAAUGUAUAAUGCUGAAAACUAAGAAGUAAAACUAUCUUCUUUUAAAUUACUAUUCAUUUAAUAUACCUAUUUUCAAAUCUUUUAUAAUCAUAUGAUAUGACAAAUAUUUCUUAAAAGCUUAUCAAGAGGUGUCAAUUAUAUAUAUAGGAAUAAAUGUUUUUUCUACAACAUCUCUAAUACAGUUCAGUUAUUACUGUAUAUGAUAUUAUAGUAUCAUACAGCUUUUGAUAAGCACAGAUUAGAUUUAGUCAUUAAAAAUUUGAUAAUGACACUAUAAAGCUGCAGUUGGAAUAUAAAAGAUAUAAAAAGGUUUAUAUGCUAAUCUAAACUUUUUCUACUGUGAGUGUGUCUUGGAACAAAAAAUGUCUUGGAAGUUGGUUUAUGUAUUCUGUAUUGAUAAUAAAGGAAGUUUAAAACUGUUAUUCAUGGGCCUUCUUCCCAACUACCUUUAUUUACUUACUUAUUUAUUUAUUUUAAGAUUUUAUUU
This is a messenger RNA of Oryctolagus cuniculus (rabbit), 1889 nucleotides long. RefSeq names its product solute carrier family 25 member 31 (gene SLC25A31). Gene Ontology annotation, biological process: negative regulation of mitochondrial outer membrane permeabilization involved in apoptotic signaling pathway; mitochondrial ADP transmembrane transport; mitochondrial ATP transmembrane transport. Gene Ontology annotation, cellular component: mitochondrial inner membrane. Gene Ontology annotation, molecular function: ATP:ADP antiporter activity. NCBI's taxonomy places the organism in Eukaryota, Metazoa, Chordata, Mammalia, Lagomorpha, Leporidae. The record is from RefSeq and is a predicted model, not a curated record.